Desarmillaria tabescens is the source of this 1182-nucleotide messenger RNA. RefSeq lists its product as uncharacterized. Lineage: Eukaryota; Fungi; Basidiomycota; Agaricomycetes; Agaricales; Physalacriaceae. The record is from RefSeq and is a predicted model, not a curated record. The coding region runs from base 1 to 987 and encodes 328 amino acids. The transcript is spliced from 6 exons.
AUGGACCCACCCCCUGAUCUUUCCCCAGAUAUUAAGAGUGUCAUUUUCAACAAACUUGACCAGGAGCUGAACUGUGUGAUUCUAAAUGCCUCCUUGCAUGGUCUAUACACUGGCACCAUAGUGGUCACUUUAUGGACUAUAUUCUCUUCUCCUAAGCGCUUAAAAAGUACAUUCCUGUGUACCACUAUCAUUAUGCUCUAUGUUCUCUCAACAAUAUCAUUCACGACGAACUGGGUGUCUGGGCACCAUGCAUUCAUUGAGUACAGCGACAAUUAUUUUCAAGUGUUUGCAGUGCUGCAAGGCUUUGGACCGUGGUGGAGAGUGAACUACCUUGUAGAUGGUGUCAUGGGAGGUGUAAGCACACUGCUCGUCGACAUUGUUAUUGUAUGGCGUUGUUGGACUCUCUGGGAUCACCAAUGGCGAGUAGUUCUUAUUCCAAUGAUAUGCACCAUCGCUGGUACAGUGAUGAAGACCAUGCAGAUCUUCAGUUUAUUCCACAAUUUCACCCAUGAUAUCAGCAAGACCGUACACCUCGUAGCAGAUGUUAACUGGUCUUUGAUCUACAUCUUGCUGACACUCACCACAACCCUCAUGUGCACGAUCUUGAUUACUUACCGCAUCCUUCGGAAUACUCCAAGGAUGACUGCUUCCCGCAACAUUGUCGAGAUGCUGAUUGAGUCCUCGGCGAUGUAUUCUCUUUCCUUAAUCAUUUAUCUUGCACUGGUUUCGAAGAAUUCACAAUCGGGAUAUUAUGCGGACAUGAUUGCUGCUUAUGUCAAAGUUAUUGCCCCAACUCUCCUAGUUGGCCGCGUUUCGGCCCACGCUAAUGUGCGCUCUCGCCGACAACAGAUGGUUGCUAUGUUAGAGAACCAUCCUCCCUUGGUCGGCUGUUUUAGGGAAGAGUGCACCGAAAAUAGCCAUGCAUGCAAUGACCCGAAUGAUGGUCAUCAAACGGUGUCGGGAAUGUCGGGCGAGGAAACUGUAUGAUCUCCGGGUCGGCACUGUCACCAAUAGAUCCACUUGAGAUGCUGUAGAUGGUUUCGUGUCAAUCAAGAUACCCCGUCAAUUCACUAAUGUAUCGGAUAGCCACCAUAUGAUUACUACACAUUGUGAUCUUGAUAUACACUACCGUCCAUGUACGACGGUUAAUUUAGAAGCUUAUUUAUAAUUGCGAUUCAAGAG